CGUCUCUGUCCUUUUCUCUCUGGACGCCAUUAGGGCAACAGUACAUCAGUGUUGUGUGCCAGAGAAACAACAGAGCUACCAACAUGCCGAACUUUACGAUAGACCAGAUCCGUUCCAUCAUGGACAAAAAGCAUAACAUACGCAACAUGUCUGUUAUUGCUCAUGUCGAUCAUGGAAAGUCUACACUAACAGAUUCUUUGGUCAGCAAAGCAGGAAUUAUUGCAUCAGCAAAAGCUGGUGAAGCAAGGUUUACCGACACCAGGAAGGAUGAACAAGAACGUUGCAUCACCAUCAAAUCAACGGCCAUCUCUAUGUACUAUGAACUGAGGGAUGAAGAUUUGGCAUUUAUAGAGGGUGAACGAGAGGGCAAGGGCUUCUUGAUUAACCUGAUUGAUUCACCAGGACAUGUAGAUUUCUCAUCAGAAGUCACAGCUGCUUUACGUGUAACUGAUGGUGCCCUUGUUGUUGUAGACUGCGUUAGUGGUGUCUGUGUCCAGACUGAGACAGUGCUGCGACAAGCUAUCAGCGAACGUAUUAAGCCUGUUCUUUUCAUGAACAAAAUGGAUCGUGCAUUACUAGAACUUCAGUUGGAGAAAGAAGAUCUUUACCAGACCCUUCAACGAAUUGUGGAGAGCAUCAACGUGAUUGUGGCAACUUAUGCUGAUGAAGACGGUCCAAUGGGAAAUAUUCAGGUGUAUCCUGAGAAAGGUACUGUGGGAUUUGGUUCAGGACUUCAUGGCUGGGCAUUUACUCUAAAGCAGUUUGCAGAAAUUUAUAGCCAAAAGUUUAAGAUUGAACCAGCAAAGCUUAUGAAACGACUAUGGGGGGACCAGUUCUAUAAUCCGUCAACAAAGAAGUGGAACAAGUCUGAAGGAGAUGGCUUUGUUCGUGGGUUUAACCAGUUUGUCUUGGACCCAAUAUACAAGAUGUUUGAUGCAAUCAUGAAUUUCAAGAAAGAGGAAACUGCUAAACUGCAUGGAAAGUUGAAUAUUAAACUAUCUGCAGAGGAGAAAGAACUUGAGGGUAAACCGCUGUUAAAGGUAACCAUGAAGAAGUGGCUCCCAGCUGGAGACGCCCUGCUUCAGAUGAUCACCAUCCAUCUGCCUUCUCCAGUGAGGGCUCAGAAGUACCGCAUGGAGAUGCUUUACGAGGGACCUCAUGAUGACCCUGUUGCCCUUGGAAUAAAAAACUGUGACCCCCAGGGUCCACUUUGUCUUUAUGUCUCCAAGAUGGUUCCAACUGUAGACAAAGGUCGCUUCUAUGCCUUUGGGCGUGUCUUUUCAGGAAUAGUUUCAACAGGACAGAAAGUACGCAUCAUGGGCCCAAAUUAUGUACCUGGAAAGAAAGAAGAUUUGUAUCAAAAGAGCAUCCAAAGGACUAUUUUGAUGAUGGGCCGUUACAUUGAAGCCAUUGAGAAUGUUCCUUGUGGCAACAUCGUGGGGCUUGUGGGAGUGGAUAACUUUUUGGUCAAGACUGGUACCAUUACAACCUAUGAUAAUGCCCACAAUUUAAAGAUGAUGAAGUUCUCAGUAUCACCUGUUGUUCGUGUAGCUGUCGAGGCAAAGAACCCAUCUGAUUUGCCUAAGUUGGUGGAAGGUCUUAAGCGACUUGCAAAGUCUGAUCCAAUGGUGCAGUGUUCAACUGAAGAGAGUGGGGAACACAUUGUGGCAGGAGCUGGAGAACUACAUUUGGAAAUCUGUCUGAAGGAUUUAGAGGAAGACCAUGCCUGCAUUCCUCUCAAGAAAUCAGAUCCAGUGGUAUCCUACCGUGAGACAGUUACAGAGGAAUCCAACCAAACGUGCCUUUCAAAGUCACCAAACAAGCAUAACCGACUGUUUAUGAAAGCAGCUCCUUUUCAGGAAGGUCUGGCUGAAGAUAUAGACAGUGGAGAUGUAAGCCACAAACAGGAUUUUAAAGAACGUGCCAGAGUUUUAACUUCCAAGUAUGGGUGGGAUGGAACAGAGGCCCGUAAGAUUUGGUGCUUUGGGCCUGAGGCAACUGGUCCAAAUAUGGUGGUUGACUGCACAAAAGGAGUGCAAUAUCUGAAUGAAAUCAAGGAUAGUGUUGUAGCAGGAUUCCAGUGGGCGAUGAAAGAAGCUCCUCUCUGUGAAGAACAUGCACGUGGUGUGAGGUUCAACAUCCACGAUGUCACUCUUCAUGCUGAUGCUAUUCACCGGGGUGGUGGGCAGAUUAUUCCAACUGCUCGUCGCUGUUUCUUAGCCUGCAUGCUGACUGCCAAGCCAGCACUCCUGGAACCAGUUUAUUUGUGUGAAAUUCAGUGUCCUGAGACUGCUGUUGGAGGCAUUUAUGGAGUGUUGAACAGGAGACGAGGGCAUGUUUUUGAGGAAGGCCCAAUUGCUGGAACUCCCAUGUUCAUUGUUAAGGCCUAUUUGCCUGUUAAUGAGUCUUUUGGUUUCACUGCUGAUCUUCGCUCCAACACUGGUGGCCAGGCCUUCCCGCAAUGUGUGUUUGACCACUGGGAGCUAAUGCGAGAUGAUGCUACAGAGCCCACGACAAGGUCUGGAAAAAUAGUGGCUGAAACAAGGAAGAGGAAAGGUCUGUCAGAAGAUAUACCACCUUUGGAUAGGUUCCUGGAUAAACUAUGAAGUGGGUUUUAUACUCCUCGAAGUAAACACCAGUUGAAUUAGCGACUGAGGACGUUGCCAACAUUAUCUUAACCAACUAAGAAACUAAGCGAAUAAUAAAGAAGUUCAGUUAUCGUAGUUUAUGUAUGUCAUCUACUUUGCAGUGACGGGCAUCGUGACAGAUGUUUCUGGAAUUUUAAAGGCUGUUUGCUACAGCCACAGAAAUCAAUAAAAUGCUAUGUAGCUUUGC
Molecule: messenger RNA, 2835 nt
Organism: Orbicella faveolata
Lineage: Eukaryota; Metazoa; Cnidaria; Anthozoa; Scleractinia; Merulinidae
Product: translation elongation factor 2-like
Biological process (GO): translational elongation
Cellular component (GO): cytosol; ribonucleoprotein complex
Molecular function (GO): ribosome binding; GTP binding; GTPase activity
Source: RefSeq, a predicted model, not a curated record